Messenger RNA from Rubroshorea leprosula, 697 nucleotides. The record is from the annotation of a GenBank genome assembly. NCBI's taxonomy places the organism in Eukaryota, Viridiplantae, Streptophyta, Magnoliopsida, Malvales, Dipterocarpaceae.
AGAAGGACGAGGGAGCUGCGCUUUUGCAUCACUUCUUGUGUUUUCCUGUGUUCUUUGCAUUACGAGAAUGGCGACCGCUAGGACUGUUAAGGAUGUUUCACCUCACGAGUUUGUGAAGGCUUAUGCAGCUCAUCUCAAGCGAUCUGGAAAGAUCGAGCUCCCUCCCUGGACUGAUAUUGUGAAAACUGCUCGAUUCAAGGAGCUUGCUCCUUAUGACCCUGACUGGUACUAUGUCAGAGCUGCCUCCAUGGCAAGGAAGAUCUACUUGAGGGGCGGUCUUGGUGUUGGUGCCUUUAGGAGAAUUUAUGGUGGAAGCAAGAGAAAUGGUAGCCGUCCACCCCAUUUCUGCAAGAGCAGUGGUGCUAUUGCACGCCAUAUUCUUCAACAGUUGGAGAAUAUGAACAUUGUUGCUACAGUUGAUGGAAAGGGGGGAAGAAGAAUCACCUCUAGUGGACAAAGGGAUCUGGACCAAGUUGCUGGAAGGAUUGUUGUUGCUCCCUGAUCAGUCUAUCAGUCUUGAUAUUUAGCGAUGCCAGUGUGCUACUGCUUUUAUUUUCUCCCUUGUUUAUACUAUUUGUGAUAAACUAUAACAUCUCCAUCUGCUCAAUUGAUGGGACAUGAAGAAAAAUUUUGGUAUUCAUUGUUUUGAGUUUUGCUCCUAUCUAUCAUGUUUCUUGAGAUUAGUAUUAUUAUUGCC